CGACUCCUAGCCUUAUGUAAAAUGGUUGGAUGUUGGUUAAUUAAGAUGCUUCGUAUUAGCUAGAGAUUGUUAUCUAUAAUUAAAAUAAUUUAAACCAACUUUUUGUAAUAAUAAAAAUUAUUUAAGGGACGCUAACCUUACAGUACCAGCAUGGCUGAGGCGAGUAACGAUACACGAGGAGGAGAUUUUGCAUCCCGGGCCGCCACUCUGGAUGGAGAUGAAAAUGAAAAUGAGGAAACCUCUGAGGUGUUCCUCAGUGUACUUGUACAUCAUGGCCAGGUGGGGCUCAGCUUCUACGACAGUAAAGAUUGCACCCUGCAUGUCAUGCCCGACACGGUGGAUACCCAGGACCUCAGUCUGCUGGACAGAAUCAUCCAGGAGCUCAGCCCUCGUGUCCUCCUCACCAGCGCCAAGCAGGAGAGAAGUCUGGCCCGGUUUAUCAGAGCACUCGGAUCAAAUCCAGACUACAGCCCGGAAAUUGUAGUGUAUCCCAACGCUGAUUUUGGACUGGAGGUCAGUAAACAGAGGCUGCUGUCGGCGCAUCUCCCUUUUCUCCCUCCGUCCAUCACGGAGAAAGACCGACUCCCGUAUCUCUCCUCCUGCCUCCCGUUUGACUCGGUGUUAAUGGUGAGGACUAUAGGAGCGCUCCUGAAGUGUCUGGACAGGAGGAGAGUCGGUGUUGAACUGGAAGAGAGCAGCAUGCCGGUUCCCAUAUUACAGUUCCUCACCUACUCACUAGCUGAUGUGGUGUAUAUGGAUAAAGAUGCGUACAGCGUUCUCCAGAUCUUCAAAUAUGAGCUGCACCCUUCGGUUUACAAGCUGCAGUCAGGACAGAAGGAGGGUCUGAGUCUUUACGGAAUUCUGAAUCGCUGCCGAUGCAAAUUUGGCUCCAGACUCCUACGACAGUGGUUUCACAGGCCCACCAGAGACCUGAGCGUGUUGAGGAGAAGACAGGAGGUGAUUCGUUUCUUCACCUCUCCUCGCCACUCGGAGCUCAUGAGCACACUGCAGAGCUUCCUGCGCAACAUCAAGAACAUUCCGGUUUUGCUACGCAAAAUGUCUCUGUCUCAUACCAAAGUGGCUGACUGGCAGAAUCUCUACAAGACGGUGUAUAGCGCAGUGGGGAUCACAGACACUGUGCGCUCGCUCCCCCAGACCAUCCAGCUCUUUCGGGAGAUCAGUGAAGAAUUCACAGACGAUCUGCACUACAUCGCUACGCUCAUUAGCAGAGUGGUGGAUUUUGAAGGAAGUCUGGCUGAGAAUCGCUUCACCAUUAAGCCAAACGUCGACCCUGCCAUCGACGAGAAGAAAAGAAGGAUGAUGGGCUUGUCAGAUUUCCUGACAGACGUGGCGCGCGCCGAGCUGGAGAAUCUGGACUCUCGUUUUUCUUCCUGCAGUGUCAUCUACAUCCCUCUGAUCGGAUUCCUCCUUUCAGUUCCCCGACUUCCUGGUAUGGUGGAGAAGGAGAACUUUGAGAUUGAAGGCCUUGAUUUUAUUUUUGUGUCAGAGGACCGGCUUCAUUACCGCAGCGCCAGAACUAAAGAGCUGGACAACAUGCUGGGAGACCUACACUGCGACAUCAGAGACAUGGAGACGGCGGUGAUGACUCAGCUCCAGGCCACGGUCCUGCAGCGCAGCAGCUGCCUCUAUAAAAUUUUGGCGCUGUACGCCGAGCUGGACUGCCUCAUGUCUCUGGCUCAGGCUUCUCAGGACUACGGCUACUGCCCACCUACAUACACCGAGCGCUGCAGACUGAACCUGCAACACGCCCGACAUCCGCUGUUGGAGCUGUGUGCACCGGUUUUCGUAUCAAAUCCAUGUGUUUGUUCUGACACUGAGGGAAAAGUGAAAGUUAUAACAGGACCAAACUCUUCUGGAAAGAGCAUUUACCUAAAACAGGUGGGACUGAUUGUGUUCAUGGCUCUGAUUGGCUCUGACGUACCUGCGAAAGAGGCAGAGAUCGGCCUGAUAGACGGCAUCUUUACACGCAUGCAGAGUCGUGAGUCUGUGUCUGUGGGCCUGAGCACCUUCAUGAUAGAUUUAAACCAGAUGGCUCAGGCUUUGAACUACAGCACAGGGAUGUCCCUCGUGCUGGUGGACGAGUUUGGGAAAGGAACCAAUACUGUGGAUGGACUGUCCCUCCUAGCUGCGUGUCUGAAUCACUGGUUAAACAGAGCGCCGGCUCAAUGUCCGCUCGUUUUUCUAGCUACAAACUUCCACAGCGUCCUGCAGCUGGACCUCCUGCCUCGCUCUCCACUGCUGUCCCUGCUGACGUUAGAGACUGCUAUAGACGGGGAAGAGUUGAUCUUUCUCUACCAGCUGAAGGAAGGGAUUUGUCAGUCCAGCUACGCCGCUAACAUCGCCACGCUCGCUGGCCUUCCACCUGCCCUGGUUCAGAGAGGACUGGAGGUAUCAGAUUUGUACAGAACAGGGAGGACCAUCCAAAGGAUUGACCAGCCCUCCAGUGAAGAACUGAUUACCAGAUGUGAGAGCGUGGUGGAGAAGUUCCUCAGCCUCAAUCUGGACGAUCCUUCAACGGACCUGCAGAGGUUUUUGAAAGACGAGCUGCUUCCCACCGUUGGAGAGGUGCUGUGAUGGACGUUCCUGAGUGAGUAACUUAAUGACGCUUUUUAAGUACAAGCCGAGUGCCUGAUUUGCUCACGUCAGUAACUUGGCACAGAAAUUCCAAACCACUGAAGUGGCUGUCUGAAUUAGUGUUUAUGUAAAGAUGUGUUUUAACUCUCUGCAUUUGUAUUGUCCUUUAUGAGAGUUUAUAAAGUUUAGAUAGUGAUAGAAAUGAACGUUAGUGAGAGAAUUUGUAGCAAAAGUAUGUUGGUAGAAGGAUUAGCAUUUCAGUUUGAGAUAUAUGUCAUGGUGUCGUAUAUCUUAUGUACAUAUUUAUUUAUUAUCCCAUCGUUGCUGUUAUUAAUGCCUUCUGUAUUUUGUUUCUAUCUUUCUAUUUUAAUCUAAUUUUUAUCCACUCCAGAAAGUGUUCUUGAGUAAAUGGUACAUGUUUAGUUUUCAAGGUUGAGAGAACGUUAAAUAUAUUUCAUGUAACUCUUAUUGAAAAAAUCUGCACUGAUGAAUCCCAUCCCAUCACCUCACUGUACACAAUCCACCGCUUUAUUUACAGUUUAUUCAUUUAUUCAGCUUCUAAAGCUAUUUGUUAUUAGAAAAGCAACACAUCUCACAAUCUGCAGCUCAACUUACAUGCAUACGUGACACCCUUCCAUGAGCUAGAGGUGAGUUGUGGAGCUUUCAUGGAAGUCGCUCUAUGACUACUGACAGAAUUAUCCAUCCUAAUCCAGGACAUUAGGCUCGGAGACCUCCGCUAAAUAGUCUCCAUCUGGUUCAACUGUAACACAGCAUUAUUAUGAGUAAAGCUUUAUUACUUCCUUUUUAAA
Molecule: messenger RNA, 3404 nt
Organism: Pangasianodon hypophthalmus (striped catfish)
Lineage: Eukaryota; Metazoa; Chordata; Actinopteri; Siluriformes; Pangasiidae
Gene: msh5
Product: mutS homolog 5
Exons: 25
Coding region: 151-2595 (814 amino acids)
Biological process (GO): mismatch repair; chiasma assembly
Cellular component (GO): nucleus
Molecular function (GO): mismatched DNA binding; ATP-dependent DNA damage sensor activity; ATP binding
Source: RefSeq, a predicted model, not a curated record